Messenger RNA from Paramormyrops kingsleyae, 2410 nucleotides. It is a transcript of the gene taf1a, whose product is annotated as TATA box binding protein (TBP)-associated factor, RNA polymerase I, A. Lineage: Eukaryota; Metazoa; Chordata; Actinopteri; Osteoglossiformes; Mormyridae. Gene Ontology annotation, cellular component: RNA polymerase I transcription regulator complex. Gene Ontology annotation, biological process: transcription by RNA polymerase I. The record is from RefSeq and is a predicted model, not a curated record.
UUUCUUCAGAAGAUGGGUGGAGAUGGUUCACGCAGGUUACUUAUUUCACUGAAAUCCGGCAACAAAUAGUUUAUACAAACUCUAUUUUAGCCAUUAGGGGAAUGCAGUCUUCUGCUCCUGCAAGCAGGCGGUGUGGUGUACACGCACACACAAGUAUUAUAUAUUAAACUAUAUACAUAUAUAUUAAGUAUCCUAGAAAGCAAAUCGUUGUGGAUUCAUUUGGAUAACUGGCGUGUACGCGCGAGUCAAUAAAACAGCAUAUAAUCAAAGGUCUUAUAAUCAAAGGAUUCUAACAGAAAAUGUAUGCCACAUGCGUCACCUUAAAAUUCACAAGGCGAUGCGGGGAAGCAGCGCGAAUUGCAGACAGGUUUAAUCGGACAGUUCGACCCUCCCCUGCGCUAGGGGGCAUGAUUACAAAUGGCUGUAUGUUAAAAAGCUUUAAAGUCACCGAAGAAAAAGGCAACCCCCUCCCCCCCCAAAGGGAAAAAAAACCAAAAACCAGUCCAUGCGUAUUGCGGUGUGGUACCGCUUACGGAAACUUGCUGGCCAUGGAUGACAUCAGUGCGGAAUGGAUGACAUCACCUGUGAGGGACUGCGGCAGUGAUAAUGAUGUUAGCAACGAUGAUGAUGAUGAAGAUGAUGAGGAGGAGGAGCCAAUUCGGAAGAGGAGCAAAUGGCCGGACCUGCCUAUCCCAGCACCGUGGUAUGGAGAGACGUCCAAGGAGACUGGAUUUCACCGAAGUUCCCGGCUUUGCCUGAAUCAGAUUCGGGAAUGUCUGCUUGAGCACCGCUGGCAGGAGGCAGCGGAGUACUUGAUCAGCUACUUCCAGACUCUGGAGGAGAUAAGCACACCCAGGCAGCUGCUGGCCACUGAGAUAAUUUUUAGAUUGGGAAGUGAGAUUCUUCAUCAGCACCCAAACUCCAAACUUGAAGAUGUGAAUCAUUUUUUUGACCUAAUGAAAAACACUGGAGUGAGAGGAUAUCUGAAGAUUUCUCUUGAACACUCAUUCCACCUGCUGCUGACUGGGAAUUUCGAUGAUGCCGUACGGCAGCUGACAACGGCAGAGAGCUGGCGGUAUGGUAAACAGUCUGCCGUUCAGGCUGACAAGAUGAAGCUCAUCCAUGCCUACCGAGGCUUCCUGAGCUAUCUCUCCUGGAUCUCUAAGAAGGGUUCCUCCUCUGAGGAUGACGAUGGCGACGUUUCCGCCAUUCAGGAGAUGCACACCUACUUCCGGCAAGCAUGCAUCAGUCUGCAGGAGAUUCUGAAGCUGCCCGGAGUGUGGGAUCCGUUUGUCGUCGGCUAUGUUAAUAUGCUGGAGUUUUACAAUGACCACGAGGGGGCGCUGAACGUGCUGAAGGAGUAUGCGUAUGACAGCCGCUUCCCGCCCAACCCCAACGCUCACGUCUACCUCUAUCGCUUCCUGAAGAGGCAGGGGUCCACAGAGAAGAAGCAGAUCAGGGUCCUUAAGAUUCUGGGGGCUUUGGUUCCUAGCCAUGAGCUGAUGCUGGAGUUGUUUUCGCUUCUGCUUGAGUCAGGGACUGAACAGAGUCUGAAAGAGGCGCUGGAUGUCCUUUUUAAUCUCCUCGACGAUUGCAGUUGGAAGCAUAGCGUGGCGGCCUGGACCUGCUUUCGUAACAUGAUCAAACUCCUCAGAAGGAAGAAGUUGAAGCAUCUCCUUGAGGAAGGGUGGGAGACACGGAAAGACUGGUGGCCGGCAUUUCACUUCAGGACGUACCACGCGAGGGCGGACUUUCAGCUAUCCCGGCAAUUGCUGCUGAUGAAAGUUGUUGUGGCUUCAACUCUGGUCGGAAACAAAUGCAUGUACUGCAGAAGAAAAAACGAGCUUGAGAACGAAAGGGAGGCCAGAAGAAUGAUCAAAACCCACAAAAAACGGAAGCGCUGACGCUAAACGAGAUGCUGUGGAGCCACAGAGGUCCUUCUGUUGUCCGGAGGACAGCCAGAGCAGCUGCCGGUGAGCUGCUCUGCCUCCUAGUGGGCAUUAGGGGACAUAACAUUUAAAGGGUGCCAUUUUUUCUUCACAAUUUGUGAAGAUGUUAAAAUAUAACGGUAAAAUUUUGUCGGGUUUUUAUCAAGGAGUCUGUAGCAGCUGCUUGUUUAAACGUCAUGGAGGAACCGGGUUUGGAGGGAAUAUGACCUCGGUCAUCUUCUAGGUCAUUCUGGACACUUAGUAUCAUGGAAAACAGUGCAAUUUGUAAAGAUUUGUUAAAUGUUUUGUUGUAACAAGAUAUUGUUUUUCUUCAACUUAUGUGGAAAAUCUUUAAUAAAAUCAUGACUGUCAUGACAAUAGAAAUUGACUUUACUAUGUUUUUGUCUGUGUAAUAUAUAGGAAAUUGUUACAUCACAAAAACCUUAGUGGUUGUAAUCCAUUAAAUUGAUCCCUGAAGAGAC